AUGCAUAUGUAUCGGAGGGAAGAGGGAAAGGGACCGAUGGAGGAUUGUCGAAAAUUAAUUUUUAUCACGGUGGAGGGUUUUAUAAUCGAUCAGCAGAAGCAACAGGGUGGAAAGAAGGUGAGUAUCAGAGUAGUAGAAGCACAUCAACGAUGCAUCAUACCUGUUGCUUCAUCUCUUCAAACAAUUUCCACCGAAAGCAUCAACCAAGAAACUCAAAAUUGUUUACACAACAAUUUCAUCUCUAAUGGAUAUCCGAUAACUUUCUCUUGAUAUAAGAGUAGUUUCCUGCCGAUGCAGUACUGUCAUACCAAUCAUCUCGACAAGGAAACUUGCUACGUCGCUGAUUUGAACUUGCUACGAGAGUUCACGUGA
This is a messenger RNA of Cercopithifilaria johnstoni, 372 nucleotides long. The record is from the annotation of a GenBank genome assembly. Lineage: Eukaryota; Metazoa; Nematoda; Chromadorea; Rhabditida; Onchocercidae.